AUGGAUGGACUAGAUAUUAUUUAUUCCACCGUUUGCAACGCUACAUUUUGCGAUGGCGGGGAAGAGAAUCCAUAUCAUGAUGGAAUAGCACCAAAAAAGGCCCUCGAGAACUUCGUUAAUGGAAAACAUUUACGCAUUGGAACUUUUCAAAAUUAUCCCAUGAGCUGGUCUGAGAAGACAGAAAAUGGAUCAUAUAUCGGUCGCGGUGUUGCUUUCGUGAUCUUUGAGAUUUUGCAGAAGAAAUUUAAUUUUACAUACGAUGUUGUGAUUCCUGAGGGGAACCUUCUUCAUAGUGAGAAGACAAACGAGGAAAGUCUACUGGGGCUUCUUAGAAAUAAAAAAAUCGACAUGGCGGUAGCGUUCGUCCCAAUUCUCAAGAAUUCGGACAAAAUGGUCACAUUUUCCACUGUACUGGACGAAGGCGAGUGGAGAAUGAUGUUGAAGCGUCCAAAAGAAUCCGCCGUCGGUUCGGGGCUUCUCGCGCCAUUCGACGAAUACGUUUGGUUUCUUAUUUUAGUAUCAGUUGUUUUGUAUGGGCCAUGUAUGACGUUGCUGACUGGUAUCCGCAGUAAACUAAUGCCUGACGAAGAAAGAUACGUUCCGCUUUGUCCAAGCGUCUGGUUUGUUUAUGGGGCGUUUAUUAAGCAGGGAACAACACUAUCGCCUUCUGCUAAUACAACUCGCGUACUCUUCGCGACUUGGUGGCUCUUCAUAAUCCUUCUAUCAGCUUUCUACACGGCCAACCUGACGGCCUUUUUAACGUUAUCCAAGUUCACAUUGGAGGUGGAGACAGUGCAGGAUCUAUACAGCAAGAACUAUCGCUGGAUGGCUCCAGAAGGUAGUGCUGUCAAAUAUGCUGUUAAAAACCCUGAAGAAAACAUUCAUUUUCUAUAUAAAUCAAUUACGGAUGGUCGUGCGAAGUUUCUCACGUUGAAAUAUGAUCAAGAUUAUCUAGAAUUUGUAUCUGACGGAGCGGUGCUUGUGCAACCGAAGAUCACGCUCGAACACAUGAUGUAUAUGGAUUAUCAGAAGAAAACGAGAGAAGGAAUACCCGAAGCUGAGAGAUGUACAUACGUGCUGUCUCCUGGAGUUUUUAUGUCGAUGCGACGGGCUUUUGCCUAUCAACAUAAAUCGAAAUUAAAGCCAUUGUUUAAUUCAGUUAUUAAAAAGAUAAUACGCUCUGGAAUCCAAGAGCACAUAUCGCGAAGAAAUUUACCAGACACUAAAAUUUGUCCCCUCGACUUGCAAUCUAAGGACCGACAGUUGCGUGUCACGGAUCUAUUAAUGACGUAUUAUAUUAUGGCAGUCGGGAUGGCCACGGCGGUAGCUGUUUUCGUUGGAGAGAUAUCAAUAAGACGAUAUAUAUUUAAAAGGUGCUGUGAGAAACAAAAACUGCGGCGCAAUAUGAGGCAAGUAAAACCGAUCACGAUUGACGAAAGCCAGCCCCCACCGUACGAAUCACUGUUUGGAAAGGCGAAGAGAGGACAAACUAAGAAGGAGAUGAUUAAUGGCAGAGAGUAUUGGGUGAUUAAUAAAGAUAAUGGAGAGACACGGCUUAUUCCUGUUAGGACACCGUCGGCACUUCUGUAUCGAUAG
Molecule: messenger RNA, 1596 nt
Organism: Leptosia nina
Lineage: Eukaryota; Metazoa; Arthropoda; Insecta; Lepidoptera; Pieridae
Source: the annotation of a GenBank genome assembly